This is a messenger RNA of Arctia plantaginis, 480 nucleotides long. Lineage: Eukaryota; Metazoa; Arthropoda; Insecta; Lepidoptera; Erebidae. The record is from the annotation of a GenBank genome assembly.
AUGUCUUCUUCAAAAGUUUUGCUUUGUGACCUUUGCAUCGUUCUACUGGUUGGUUUGAGCUUUGUAUUAGGUGAAGAUCGACCCCACACUGCACCAUCAGUAGAUGAAGGACCCAAGGGUAACUGCUCAUGCGGCGGAUUCCCUACAAGCACAAUUGAUGCAAAUGACCUACCUCUGCUAUCUCAAACUCCUGGUUUGAUGGUAAAGUGUGAUUCUGAAGGCGAAAACACAUGUAAAAGCCUUUGUAAUGCGCUGGCUACUGCAACCAAGGCCAAAGGCCCUGAGGUUUUGUGCAACAGAUUGAAAAAUGCCAAUGAGUUAAAGUUGUCAGCUUUCUUCAAAGUGUGUGAGCUACCAUGGACAUACGCCAACCUGACUGCCGACGAGCCGCUGUGUUGCGAUGACGCUAAAGUUAAGACGUGCCCUUCGAUGGAGAAGAAUAAUACUACAGACACAACAGAAGCCAAGCCCGUCGCAUAA